Molecule: messenger RNA, 418 nt
Organism: Schizophyllum commune H4-8
Lineage: Eukaryota; Fungi; Basidiomycota; Agaricomycetes; Agaricales; Schizophyllaceae
Exons: 2
Coding region: 182-349 (55 amino acids)
Source: RefSeq, a predicted model, not a curated record
GUGGGAGUAGCCAUGCCCUUAUACGCUGACACAAGCCCACGACGACCCAGAACCCGAACAUCGGCCGCUUUCUCUUCCUGCUCAAGGACGGCAACGCAUCCGAGCAGCGGACCUACUCAUAGGUUCGUCUCGGGACUUACCUUAUUGGCCGGUGGUGCGGCCGACGAAGGAUGAGGUGAACAUGAAGCCGAUGGAUAUCGUCCUUGUCACCUUCGUUUGUGAGCGUGAAGAUAGAGACAGGCGGGACGCGCUUCGCUGGCCGGUCAGGACGCGCAUAGAGGCGGAGGAGCUCAAGUACAAGCCGCGCGCGAAGGCCUUCGACGAUGUCGAGCCAAUAUGGAUCGACUAAGAGGUUAAGACAGGAGUCUAAGACGGACGGAUCGCUCUCAUAUGUAUUGCACCUGGAAGUCAAGUUUGG